AUGCCAUACCUCGAGACAAGCUCGGAAUGGUACGAGCAGUCAUCCUUACUGCUCAAAGCCCGGCCCACCACAACACACAUAACCUCCAAAUACACCGUCCUGAAACCGAACGCGCGGAAGAUCAAAAAGCACCAGAAGUACCUCGAGAAGCGCGCCGCGCGACCUGCCGACCCUUCACGACCCGCAUCAGACGCGCCCGCCGCGGACAGCGCAUUGGAACCGAAAGCAACAUUCGUACUCAAGACCUACGAUCCCGCCUCGGGGACUUGCUUGCAGUACCAGACAACGAAGGCGGCGGAGGUCGGUAGACUGAUUGGUAGCCUCGGACGGUUAGGGAGACACCAGGCUGCGCUUCCGGAGACGAUGGAAGAUUUGAGUGCGCCAACCGAUGGGGCGGGCAUUUCCACGCCGAAGGUGGAAGAGGAUGUGAAGAUGGGUGGGGUGCCGGUGGAACCGAAAGCGGGAGCUGGCGGUAAGAAGAAAAAGAAGGGGAAGAAAUGA
Molecule: messenger RNA, 501 nt
Organism: Didymosphaeria variabile
Lineage: Eukaryota; Fungi; Ascomycota; Dothideomycetes; Pleosporales; Didymosphaeriaceae
Exons: 2
Coding region: 1-501 (166 amino acids)
Biological process (GO): SRP-dependent cotranslational protein targeting to membrane
Cellular component (GO): signal recognition particle, endoplasmic reticulum targeting
Source: RefSeq, a predicted model, not a curated record